This is a messenger RNA of Helicoverpa armigera (cotton bollworm), 1023 nucleotides long. RefSeq lists its product as uncharacterized. Bases 1 to 1023 code for a protein of 340 amino acids. Gene Ontology annotation, biological process: retrotransposition. NCBI's taxonomy places the organism in Eukaryota, Metazoa, Arthropoda, Insecta, Lepidoptera, Noctuidae. The transcript has a single exon. Gene Ontology annotation, cellular component: ribonucleoprotein complex. Gene Ontology annotation, molecular function: single-stranded RNA binding. The record is from RefSeq and is a predicted model, not a curated record.
AUGGCUACAACACAACGCACCCCUCCUAAAACCACUAGAUCGCCGACGAGUAACAUAAUAAAAUCUCAAACUCGCUCAGAACCUGAUAUUACCACGGCGUGCGACUUUGUCAACAAAAAUCGAUACAAGCGAGCGCGACAUGGCGACUCGCCAGAGGGCGCUACUGUUGAUACUGAUGUGAGUUCGCAGGAGCCAGAAGAGAUCCAAGACAUACUCGAUAAGUGGAAGAAGGAGCAAGAUGCUCGUGUCGCAGAAUUACUGGCAGACCAAAAGAAGUUUAUGGCGCAGCUGUCUUCGGACAUUAGAGAUAUUAAAACCCAAAACAGUAAAAUUCAAGCAUCUAACUCAGAAAUAUGUAAGUCGAAUGUUGGUAUUGUCCAGUCAAUCGAUUUUUUAAAUAAAAAGUUCGAAGAUCUGAAGACGGAGGUGGAAUUAUUGAGGAAAGAGCGCCGUGACCAGCAGACCUAUAUUGAAUGUCUCGAGCAGAGAAUAGUAGAUCUCCAGCACAAGUCAAGAUCAUCUUCCAUAGAACUGCGUAACAUCCCGCAAGCAACUGCUGAAUCUAGCACUACACUAACAAAAACGGUGUGUCAGGCAGGUGCAGCUGUUGGCGUGCACAUAAACGAAUCCGAGCUGCGCGAUAUCUACCGCCUUCCAAUCAAGUCUACUACCUCAACUUCCCCGCGGCCAAUUGUUGCGGAGUUCACUACUGUGCAAACCAAGCAGACUUUACUAUCUGCUGUGCGUGCCUUCAACAAAGGAAGAGUAAAAGACGAUAAAUUGAACACCACAGUCAUGGGUUUGUCCGGUGAUCGUCUUCCGGUGUACAUUUCUGAUCAUCUUCCAGCAUGCACCAAGAAGCUUUUCUUCCAAGCCAGGGAGUACGCUUCCAAAUAUUCUUUCAAGUAUUGCUGGAUCGCAAACGGCAAUAUUUUUUUGCGCAAAAUAGAUGGAGACAAACAGAUCCUUGUUCGCUCAGCAAAGUGCCUUAGCCCACCUGUGAACCAAGUUGCCGUUUUUUGA